AUUUUUAAUCAAUGCAAUUAACAGGACUUAACAAUGACCACUGCCCAAUGCCCAGUUGGGUCUUUUCCAUUCCAACUCCAUCCAUGAACACGUCAAAUGCUCAACGACGAGGCACGGUCCAGAGGCCUACAGAUGCCAAAGAGCUACCCCGAAAAAGGCAGCCCCCUCAACCGACCUCCACUCUACUCCACCGUGACUCUCUUUCCGCCGCCGCAGCCGCCGCCGUGUACCGCCUCUUCCGGCGUCUCACCUCCCCGGAUUCCCCCCCCACCCACACUCCAACCAUUUGUUCACUUGUGCUCAGCUCUUUCUUCCUCGUACGCAUAAUCCCAAUUAGCCAACGUUAACAACAAUCCAUACAUAUUAUUCCAUUUUUGUUUUUGCCACUGGCAUUUAUUCCCUGCCACAAAUUCUCCCCCAAUAGAAGACACCCAACAAACCGCCACCGCCACCACCUCCUUCUCCGACGCCCCACCACCAGCCCCCAUCUCCUUAUGAUUUUUUCCUCUGCUUGAGCUUCCUUCUGGGCUGUUACACAAGGAACAGAGCUGCGGAAACAUCCAAAAGCCGAGCAUAUAUAUUAUAUUAUAUUAUAUUAUAUUAUAUGUUGAUAGUAUUUUAACCAAAAAGGCAUAGGCGGUCGCGUCAGGUUGAGACUUGUGACUUUAGAGUUGGGAGAAAAAGGGAGAUAUAAAUAAGAAUCCCGAAGCCUUCUCUGUCUCAAUCUUCAUACCGUUAUCUGCUUGGAUGUCCAUUCUCUCUCCGGUCCCCAUUUCAAGAUCUCCCAUGCCCCCUACCCUGCUGUGAUAUAUCCCCCAUAGUCUCCCAAUUCAAUUGCUCUAUGUCGAAUCAGUACUGUUUCCGGAAUACCCAUAUCCUUUUUCUUCAAUCUGGUUGGCCGUCAUGGCUGCUUCUGCUUUGCUCGGUGACAAUGGCGCCGACGAUGGCGAUAAAAAUAGCAGCGGCAGCCCUUUGAGCGCCUCCGAUAAGACUAGCGGUGAAUACCCACAGUUCGUAUCCGACGGGAAGAUGGUGAGGAAGAGGAUGGCUUCUGAGAUGGAGCAACUGCAAACCAGCGAUUAUAAUAGGUUUCCUCGCCGGAUUACGGACGCUUCACCAGCGGCGAAUCAUUUUUCCGGCGUCGAUUGCCCGUCCCUGACCUUCGCGGCAGGCGGAGAUGUUGCUUCACGAGACAACAACAUCGGCAACCCUAACCACUCUAAUUUGCUACCUUCUUCCACUAACUCCACCGUGACGUCAGGGGUUUGUGGGUUCUCCGGCCUGCCCUUGUUCCCGCCGGAGAGAAAUCGAAACGCGACGGUCGCCGCAGGCGUUUUUGUCUCUUCUGCUGCGGCUACCGUUACCCCCAUCGCAAGUGCUCCUUCUUCCAUGGAGGACCCAUCUGCGACGGCGUGGAUUGACAGCGUCAUAAGGGACCUAAUCCACAGCUCCACCGCCGUCUCGGUUCCCCAAAUCAUUCAAAACGUGAGAGAGAUCAUCUACCCUUGUAACCCUCACCUGGCGUCGCUCCUUGAGUACCGGCUACGCUCGCUCACGGAGCCCAUCCCAAAUCAACCGGAAGCGAGGAGGAAGGAAGUGCACCCGGCGGAUAUUCCGAGGAAUUAUCCCCGGCAAGGACCGGUGCAAGAGUCCGCCGGACUUAAGCUCUAUCUGGACUCCAGUGCUCUAGAGAACGACCCUUUUGCCCUUUCGAAUUCCGUGGCUUCGCCGGCAAUGAAUCAGUAUUCCAACUGGGGCGUAACGGUACCUACCACCACCGCCGUUGCCGCCACCAUGGGCCGAGGCGGAGGAACCAACCAACAGUUUCAAGACCGUCAAGCCAGCGCUGCUUCUGUUAAGCCGGUACUCUCGUUGAAGCAAGUGCAACCGCCUCGGCCGCCUCCGCCCACGGAGGAACAACCGCAGGCGAGCUCUUCUCCUGCGGAAACAGAAGCAGCGACAGUGACCACCGCACCGCCGCCGCCGUCGACGGCGGUCCUAACCAGAGAGCAGAAAGAGGAAAUGCGGCAGCAGCAGAGAGAUGAAGAGGGUCUCCACCUACUGACCCUUCUGCUUCAGUGCGCGGAGGCGGUGUCGGCUGACAACUUCGAGGAAGCGAACCGGAUGCUGCUGGAAAUCUCGGAGCUAUCGACGCCGUUUGGCACGUCGGCGCAGCGGGUGGCGGCGUACUUCUCGGAAGCGAUGUCCGCGAGGCUCGUGAGCUCGUGCCUGGGGAUCUAUGCGUCGCCGCAGGCGGUUCCGCACAGCCAGAAGAUCGUCGCCGCCUUCCAAGUUUUCAACGGCAUAAGCCCCUUCGUCAAGUUCUCGCACUUCACGGCGAACCAGGCUAUCCAAGAGGCCUUCGAGAGAGAGGCCCGAGUUCACAUCAUAGAUCUGGACAUCAUGCAGGGGUUGCAGUGGCCGGGGCUGUUCCACGUUCUGGCGUCGCGGCCCGGGGGCCCGCCGUUCGUUAGGCUGACGGGGCUCGGAACCUCCAUGGACGCUCUGGAGGCCACCGGAAAGCGGUUGUCGGAUUUUGCAGAGAAAUUAGGAUUGCCGUUCGAGUUCUUUCCGGUGGCGGAGAAGGUGGGGAACCUGGACCCAGAAAGGCUGAAUGUGAGCCAGAGGGAGGCCGUGGCAGUGCACUGGUUGCAGCAUUCGCUCUACGACGUCACCGGCUCAGACAACAACACGCUUUGGCUCUUGCAGAGACUGGCUCCAAAGGUGGUGACUGUGGUGGAGCAGGACUUGAGCCACGCCGGGUCAUUCCUGGGGAGGUUCGUGGAGGCCAUACACUACUACUCGGCGCUGUUCGACUCGUUGGGGGCUAGCUAUGGGGAGGAGAGCGAGGAACGGCACGUGGUGGAGCAGCAGCUGCUGUCGAGGGAGAUCCGAAACGUGCUGGCGGUGGGUGGACCGUCUCGGAGCGGCCAGGUGAAGUUCCACAACUGGAGGGAGAAGCUGCAGGAGUCAGGCUUCCGGGGGAUCUCUCUGGCUGGGAACGCCGCGUCGCUGGCCACGCUGCUUCUCGGGAUGUUCCCGUCCGAUGGGUACACCUUGGUGGAGGACAAUGGCGCCCUCAAGCUGGGCUGGAAGGACCUCUGCUUGCUCACUGCUUCUGCCUGGAGGCCCUUUCAUGCUACCACCACCCUUCACUAUGCCGCCCGCUAGCUACUGUGCUUUAGCUGCCUCCAGCUAGUUUUUUACCCCAGUUCCCUCUUGGUUUCUAGCUAGGCGGAUGCUUAAUCGGAAUAUGCAUAUUGCAUGCAUGUGUUGUAGAGAAUUGAAGCAGGCAGACUAUUAACAUUAAUCUGAUCUCCGUUGUAUAAUAAUCUUCGAAACACCCAUAUAUAAAUAGUAGGCCGCAGCCUAGCCUAGCCUAGCCUAGCGUAGCCUAGCCUUUGACCAAUUCUCAAUUCAGUAGGCCAAAUUGUUUUUGAAUCAUGGAACAAAAUUCAUUUUCUUUUUUCAUCCAAAA
This is a messenger RNA of Malania oleifera, 3478 nucleotides long. RefSeq names its product protein SCARECROW. The coding region runs from base 904 to 3171 and encodes 755 amino acids. NCBI's taxonomy places the organism in Eukaryota, Viridiplantae, Streptophyta, Magnoliopsida, Santalales, Ximeniaceae. Gene Ontology annotation, molecular function: DNA-binding transcription factor activity; sequence-specific DNA binding. Gene Ontology annotation, biological process: bundle sheath cell fate specification; regulation of DNA-templated transcription; gravitropism. The transcript has 2 exons. The record is from RefSeq and is a predicted model, not a curated record. Gene Ontology annotation, cellular component: nucleus.